AUGGCUUUGAUUGACUUGGCUCUUAAUGGGUACAACUACUUCAUGACACUCAGCACAUUCCAGCAAUUUGGUCUACUUGUGUUUAUUCCAUUUGCAUACAACAUAAUCUGGCAAUUACUUUAUUCCCUUAGAAAAGAUCGUGUUCCAUUGGUAUUCUAUUGGAUUCCAUGGAUGGGUUCAGCCGCUAGUUAUGGACAAGAUCCGUAUGGAUUUUUUGAACAAUGUCGUGCAAAAUACGGCGAUUUGUUUUCAUUUGUGAUGUUGGGCAGGGUAAUGACUGUAUAUUUGGGUCCCAAGGGCCAUGAGUUUGUGUUUAAUGCAAAAUUAUCUGAUGUGUCUGCCGAGGACGCGUAUCAACAUUUGACUACUCCAGUGUUUGGGAAGGGUGUAAUUUAUGAUUGUCCAAACUCGAGGUUGAUGGAGCAAAAGAAGUUUGCCAAGACUGCUUUGACUACUGAUUCAUUUAGAAGAUAUGUGCCAUUGAUUAGAGGUGAAAUUUUAAAUUAUUUCAAAAACUCAAAAGUGUUCAACAUGAAGCAGCAAAAGAGUGGUGUUGUUGAUGUUUUGCAAACACAACCGGAAAUCACCAUCUUUACUGCAUCUAGGUCAUUACUAGGUGAAGCAAUGAGAAAAAGAUUUGAUGCUUCAUUUGCUCAAUUGUAUGCCGACUUGGAUAAAGGAUUCACUCCGAUCAACUUUGUGUUCCCACAUUUACCAUUACCUCAUUACUGGAAAAGAGAUGCUGCUCAGCAAAAGAUUUCCCAAACUUAUAUGACCGAAAUUGUUAAAAGAAGAGAGACUGGUGAUAUUGAUGAGAAUCGUGAUUUAAUCGAUUCAUUGUUGGUCAACUCAACCUAUAAAGAUGGUGUUAAAAUGACGGACCAAGAAAUUGCCAAUUUAUUGAUUGGUGUCUUGAUGGGAGGACAACAUACCAGUGCCACUACAUCUGCUUGGUUCUUGUUGCAUUUAGCUGAACAUCCUGAAUUACAGGAUGAGUUGUACCAAGAAGUUCUUCAUGCAUUGUCGGGUAAAGGUGGUAACUUGGAUGACUUGUCGUAUGAAGACUUGCAGCAAAUGCCUUUAGUCAACAAUACCAUCAAGGAGACAUUGAGAUUACACAUGCCAUUACACUCCAUAUUCAGAAAAGUUGUUUCUCCAUUGGUUGUUCCAAAUACAAAAUAUGUUGUCCCCAAGGGCCACCAUCUUUUAGUCUCACCAGGGUAUGCUCAUAUAAGUGAAAGAUUUUACAAAGACGCAUCAGAUUUCGAUCCACACAGAUGGGACGAUGCAAACAUUGCAAAUGAUGCAGGUGAAGUUGACUAUGGAUUUGGAAAAGUGUCCAAAGGUGUUAGCUCUUCGUAUUUGCCAUUUGGUGGUGGAAGACAUAGAUGUAUUGGGGAACAAUUUGCUUAUGUUCAAUUGGGCACUAUCUUGACCACUUUUGUCUACAACCUCAAAUGGAAGUUGGUUAAAGGUAAAGUGCCAGAUGUUGAUUAUACCUCGAUGGUUACUUUGCCACAACACCCAGCCGAAAUUGUAUGGGAAAAGAGGGACACCUGUGUGAUUUAA
Molecule: messenger RNA, 1569 nt
Organism: Lodderomyces theae
Lineage: Eukaryota; Fungi; Ascomycota; Pichiomycetes; Serinales; Debaryomycetaceae
Gene: ERG11
Product: sterol 14-demethylase
Exons: 1
Coding region: 1-1569 (522 amino acids)
Molecular function (GO): heme binding; monooxygenase activity; iron ion binding
Source: RefSeq, a predicted model, not a curated record